Messenger RNA from Effrenium voratum, 3165 nucleotides. Lineage: Eukaryota; Dinophyceae; Suessiales; Symbiodiniaceae. The record is from the annotation of a GenBank genome assembly.
ACAUAGGGAUCCCGGACGAGGCGGGAAGCGAACCCAGCCCGGCAGUCGCCAUGUGAGGGCUAUGGCUGAGCUCCGCAAGGCCCUGGCAGCAGUGGCCUUUGAGGGCGAGGUGUUCUGCGCAGACAAUGCGCAGGCGUGGCUUCUGCAACUUCAGAAGGGCGUGCAGGCGUUCCUGCUGGACGAAGAGCGCUUCUUUGUCUUGCUGUUGCGCGGGGAUGGAUCCUUCACGGUGCUAGACCCGCAGAGCAAAGAGGACCUGGAGGGCCAGGCAGAUGCGCAGCUCAGCCGAGAGCUCACUGAGGCGCCCGAGACGGGCGCGGAAGGCCACAGCUUUCGGCUGGCGGUUUGGCGGCCAGGCAAGGAGUACAUUCAGCUUCUUCAGGCGUCUGGCGGCCCCGUGAUGUUGCACUUGUGUCUCGGCGAGAUGCCCAGCCUCACGCUGAAGAGGUGGUCUUUUGAACCCAGUGCCUCGGGCCGGCUGCAAGUACUUCCGCUCUGGCUUGAGGUCCUCCCCUGUCGCCUGGUCGUGCAGAUCGAGGUGCUACUGCCUGAGGCAAGCAUGGCGCUGGCUCAGAGUGGAGUCACUCGCCUGACGCUGGGCAGCCUCAAUGUUGAGCUGGCAGCACAGGCCGGUCCAAUAACAGCUCUGCUGACCCCGAGCUUCGGCCCGGUGUUGUGCCUUUGCGCAGGCCAUUCGGAGCCCAGCAAAGCGCCGCAGCCCGUGCGAGUGCCUCCCAUCUUCGUGGCCUGCGCAGCCGGUGUGCACUGCGUCCUCUCCCAUGAGGUGUUGAGCCUGUCGUUGCCGGGCAUGCGCGCCAUGGCUUUCGGGAAGACAGGCUUGUCCUGGCAUGGCUCCAGCUGCCUGGUCCUCAGUGACGAUGGCUUCGCAAUGGUCCACUUGCUCGAGAAGGAGUCUUUGGAGACCGGAUCUGGUUUGCCGGAGGAGCAGCGCAGCUACCAGCUCGUCUGCAAAGCUUUGGGCUCCCUCCCUUUCAGCUGCACCGGCGCUGAGCUUCAGCAGCUCAGGCCAUCGGCCAGCUCAGGACUGAAUUGGCUUCUUUGCGCCUCGACUUGGGAGGGCCUCACCACAGUGCUGCUGGAGCUGCGCGGCGGGGAGUUUCGCAUUGCCCAGCCGCAGCUGCAGGUGAGGCGUCCAAAGCAAGGCCCCGUGCAGGCCGCAUGCUGCACCGCCUGGCCAGGUUUGGACUGGCAGCAGCUUUGCGUGGCUUUGCCAGGCGACGGAGAGAGCCGGCUGGAGCUGUGGCAGCUGGGCGCCACACAGGCACCCUCCUGGUGGGUCUCGCUGGAAGGCGCGCAUGUCUUCAGCAGCCACGAGUGGCCUGAUGACUCGGAGCUGAUGCUGGAAGGCGAGCUUGCGGUUCUCACCAGCCGCGGCGAUGACUUCAGCCAGCUGCUGGACAUCAGGCCGGACAUCCCAGUGGAGCUUCAGAGGCUCGAAGGAUACUCCUUGCUGAUGAGGCAUUUUCCAGAGCAGGGCCUGCUUCUGCAGGUCACUGAGAACAGCCUCCUGGUGUACGGAGGCGAAGGGUCCUGGGAACUGCUGCACCGGCAGAGAUUGGAUCCCUUCUGCAACCACGCCGCGGCUUGCAAAGGUCAAGCCUUCACGGCGUGCGGGGCCGUGCUCUCCCGCUAUGAGGUGAGUCGGUCUGGCAUCACGCGCAGUGAGACCAAGGUGUUGCAAGACCAGGUGUCCGCCCUGGCCAUCACCUCGUCUGAACCUCUUUGCGCGGGCCUAUGGCUCUCCAAGGUGAUCUUGGUUCUGGACACCAAGACGCUUGAGGAGCUUCAACGCUUUCCGGUGCCCACGCGGAUAUGCUCCAUGCAUGUCGUCAUCGAUCCUGGAGGCUGGGCGCUUUGGGCCGGCUCGGCCCAGGGCCAUCUGCUCCGGCACAGCCAGGGCGAAGGCGCCUCGUGGCGAUUGGGCGCCUCACCCCUGCGCCUUCGACCGGCCACCGGCGCUGCCGAAGCGCUGGCGGUUUCUGCAGAGGGGGCCUUUCUGCUGGCGACGGCUGGAGAUUUCACGCCUUGCCUUUGGCCCUCGGACCUGGUCUUUGCACAUCCCUGCGGCGACAAAAAGAUGCUCGUGCUUUCCAGAGGCUCCGGGGGCCUGGUGCUGGCCAAAGCGCCCAUCACCGCCAAACGCGAGGCCCACAGGGUCCUGCGCAGCACCAAGCUCUGCGGGGAGGUUCUGUCCUUGGCCUUCAAAGCGGAUCCGCCGGCCAUCCUCGUGCUGGCGCAGCUCUCUGCGAAAGAGCGGCGAGCGCUCCUGACGCUGGACCGACACCUGCAGCUGCUGGCGCUGGUGCCCCUGGAGGACGAGGCCAAGCGCCUGUGGCCGCUGGGCCGGCCUUCCUCCUGGCUCUACGACCUCAGCGACGGGGUGCUGCUAGCGCUUGGGCAUCCAGGCGCCGGGUCGCCCCCGACGUCGCUGCACAAAGUGCAGCUUCCUGCGAGGCAGGCACCCUGGCUGCCGCAAGAAACCACAGGCAAAGUCGUGGCCUCCUUGCGCUUGGACACGCCGGCACUGCUCGCAGCUACUGCGGCAGUUGGUGCGCCGGUGGUUCUGGGCACCACCUCCCUGCGCUUCGUCUCUUCCACGCUGCGGAGCCUCGGGAAGUGCCCGCUCAAAGACCUGGGCCUGGAGCGAUCGCAGCUGCAGGCGCUGAGCCUCACUGCCGGCAGGCCGGGAAGCUGGCCACCUCUGGCCCGAGCGGCUUCAGGAGAUACCCUCUUCGCCUUCCUGGGCCUGGCAGCUGGAGUGAUGAUCCUGCAGCUGAAGCUGCGAGGAGAAGAGGCGCCUGCCUGCAUCCCUCUCCGCUUGGUCCUGGAGCAUUCGCAGAUGCCUUCGUUAUCUCAGGUGCUGGCGUUUCAGGCGCCCGCCUCGCAGCAGCCGUGCGGCUUCUUUGUCGGGGAUGCCUCGGGCAGCAGCAUUUGGCGCUUGGACUUCAGCGCUGGGCCGCUGGAGCUGCCAUCGGUCCGCGCCAGGUCAGGCCCGCGCCUUCCUGAAGGUCUUCCGGUGCUCGGCAACUUCUGGCCAGCAAAGGAAGGCACAGGAAAUUUGGGGUGUGUGACUCUGUCCGAGUCGCAGGUGUACCUCUUCGAUCUGUAGGACAGUCAGACCACUGAUCCGCAGCGAAGGAACAG